AUGGACGUAAUCCGUCAUCUCCAUCAACGGUCAACGUUGGACAAGCUCACUCGCGGAGCAAUCGCAUCAACCACCUCUGAAUUCAAGGUCCACCGUUCUACCAUCUCCCGCAUCUGGAAGACCUUUCACCAAAACGCUCUCUUACCGUCAUUGAAGGCUGGCCGUGUUGGUCGACCGACAGUGUACACACCUGAAGUUGUCGCCAGCACUGUUCGUGAGUUGCCUCUAUCGCUUCGUGGCACGAUGCGUGACAUGUCCAAGGCCACGGGCAUUCCGCUCCCUUCACUGCAUCGAGCGUUGAAGGCUGGAACGAUUCAACGCCGCUCAACACGAAUCAAACCUCUGCUCACCGACGAAAACCGGGCUGAGAGGCUUGCGUUUUGCCACUCGCACGUUCGUCCCUCCGGUCCUCACGGCUCGCGUUCCGCUGCAAGCGGCGCCGGCAAAGCCGGUCUUUCCGAAACUGUGGUCUUGGACGACAUGUGGGACGUAGUUCACCUCGACGAAAAUUGGUUCAAUGCGGACAAGAACAUUCGCAAGAUCUACCUUACCGCUGCUCGCCCGCGAUACGACGAGGCGCGUGGCAUGUGCUUUGACGGCAAGCUUGGCAUCUGGCUCUUCCUGGAGUUCGCACCAGCUGCCCGUAACUCCCGCAAUCGCCCUGCGGGGACACUUGUCCCAAGUUUGGUGAAUGUGGACGCUGAUGUGUACCGCAACUAUGUCAUGACGAGAGUUAUUCCAGGCAUCAAGGCGAAGUUCCCUUCCGCGAGCAAACGUGUUGUACUUCAGCACGACAAUAGAUCUUUAAACCAGUAG
Molecule: messenger RNA, 816 nt
Organism: Aphanomyces astaci
Lineage: Eukaryota; Oomycota; Saprolegniomycetes; Saprolegniales; Verrucalvaceae
Exons: 2
Coding region: 1-816 (271 amino acids)
Molecular function (GO): nucleic acid binding
Source: RefSeq, a predicted model, not a curated record